Molecule: messenger RNA, 2898 nt
Organism: Acanthaster planci (crown-of-thorns starfish)
Lineage: Eukaryota; Metazoa; Echinodermata; Asteroidea; Valvatida; Acanthasteridae
Gene: bcap31
Product: B cell receptor associated protein 31
Biological process (GO): endoplasmic reticulum to Golgi vesicle-mediated transport; intracellular protein transport
Cellular component (GO): endoplasmic reticulum; endoplasmic reticulum membrane
Source: RefSeq, a predicted model, not a curated record
UAAUGUUACACGUGUACAUUUGGUCACUUUAGGUUUAAGAAGUGUUGAAACAGUGAAAACUUUUCAGUUGCCUCGAUUGUACUUGAGUAAUUUUGGAAGUAAAGUGAGUGACUUAGAAUAUUGGAAGUCUGCGGUCUGCAUUGUGGAACCUAGACAGGAUUACAUUGCUUUAGUGCUCGUUACAAGCUCUGAGGCAAUAUCCCAUCAACCAUGACCCUUCAGUGGACAUUUGUUGCCGGAUUCCUCUACUUAGAGGCUGCGGUUCUCUUACUUCUCUUACUGCCUUUCAUCAAACCCUACAUGUGGCAGAAGAUCUUUAACUCUUCAAUUCUGAAGACAAUCAAUUCCUUUUCCUAUAUCUACUUCAAUGUGUUCAUCGCCAUCUUAGGCCUGCUGUUUGUCGAUGCUAUCCGAGAUGUGCGGAAAUACUCGUCGGCUUAUGCCGAGAUUGAUGUUUCUGUACCCGGAGCUGAGGUACAGCUCAACAUGAAGUUGUUCCGGUCCCAGAGGAACCUGUAUAUUGCUGGAUUUGCACUCUUCCUAUGGCUUGUGCUCCGGAGGGUCUGCACCUUGAUCUCUACCGAAGCCAGACUACAGGCCUCGAAUGAGGCAUCCAUUAAGCAGGCUCAGAGUGCCUCGGACCAUGCCCAGAAACUCAUGAAGGAACUGCAAGAGCUCAAAGAUGCUCAGAAGGGGGAUGGUACAUCAGUAGAUGAAAUCCCAGAGAACAAGGCCAACGAAGAGGUGAAGAAAUACAAAGAGGAGCUAGAGGCAGCCAAGAAGGAAUUACAGCAGGCUAAGACCGACUUGACAUCCAUCAAGAAACAAGCUGAAGGAGUGAAUAUGGAAUAUGAUCGUCUCCUCAAGGAACAUGCCAAUCUGCAGAAGACUGUUGAGGAGAUAGACAAGAAAGAUAGCUAAAGGACUAGUCUCGCGAGUUCAGCUGGUCGCUUAUUGUGGCCUGGUUCAUGAUACUACCAUACUAGGACUGUUAUUCCAUGAGCUCUGAAACAAGAACUCACAGGCAGGAAAAGGUAGCCAUAUUGAGCACUUACAAAGUUACUUACAUAACUUUUACCCGCCAAGUCUAGAUUAGCUAAGCUGUGUAAAUUGGCAGCACUGUGGAAUCCCUUUCAUUGCUGGAUGUGCUGAAACAAACUUCAAAUUAUUAUUAGGGGUAAAGGCAAGGAUAUAUCAUAAAGGUGAUUAAUUUGAAAUAAACAUAAGGUAAAAGUAUAAACCACAGUGUGCACCAAAUGUCCAACAGUCUCAGCGUUAUUAAUGGGUUGUUACUUUACUGAUUAUUUUGUGUGGAAGAUACUGUGUAGGGAAUGAUAUACAAACAUUACUGAGGUGCUUGGUCAGUACCAUUGCACCGUUCUUUUCUUCUUGUUAGUGUAAUAACAUACAGCCUUGUAAGUCCAUCACUUGCUUGAUUUCAAGCUUUUUUUCCCUUGUUUUUUAGAUCAACUCACUUUAUGUGUAUUAACUUUAUCCCCCUCCUUCCCCGGCAAAACGGAAAGAGGUACAAGAUUUUGCCUUGUCCUUCCACUUGGCAUAUUAGGUUGCCAUGAUUGGUCUAUGGUCGGCCUUAGGGUCCCCUAGAAGUGGAAUGUUUGUUGGACCCCACAGGUCCGUUACAUCCAUCACUGUAAAACACACCAAACCGUUUGCCACCAUAACUUCUGGCAUAGGAAGCAUAUCAAUUUCCAAUGAAUUUGGUAUGUGGGUUGGUUUAGGGUCCCCAAGAAGCCAAAGGUCACUGUGGUUAAAAAUAUAGACUUGAUUUUCCCAUUGGUAACUGCAAAAGGACUUGGCAAAUUGGCUGGAUAUGUUUCAUGAGCUCGGUUUGAUUUGUGUAAUAUUAAAUUUUGUUGUAUUUGUGAUUAUGGAGGAAAGCAAAGUCAGCAGUUUAGACCUGGGUUGAGCAGGGCAUUCGUCUUUCCUCUUCUCAAUCCAUGUGAGACAUUAGUCAGAGGCAGUGUUUUUGCUUUUGGUUUUUAGUUAUUAUUUAAAGAGUAACCUUGCUGUGUUUGGUGCAAAUAGUUUAUUGUGAAUAAAAGGCAAGUUUUUGAUGCAUAAGCAAAAUACUUCUCGAUUAGGGAACAUAAUUUGAAAUAGUUAUGCCUAAUGUUGCAUACAUGUGCAUACAUUACUAAAACAAAAACCUAAAAGUGUGCUCUAAUUUUGUCUUGAUGACCAAACAUGAAGCUGAUGAAACAAUACAUUACUUCAAAUGUGUGGUAAAUUCAAAAAGUUUAUUUCCCAAACCAAUACAUGUUUAAGUACAUUUUAGAAAUGUGUAAUUUUUCCAUCAUUAUGAAAUAUUGUGAAAUGAAAACGGGACAUGUACAUGUGGGAUACAUGAAUAUCUAAAUGUCCAAAGUUUGCUGUAUUGAUUCACCACACUAAAUUGUCCUCACAUGAAACUAUCAAAACUUUGUGCAAACAGAAGUGGGUAGUACAGGCUUUAUUAAAGGAGCAAUGCAAUGUAUUUUUCUUAGAAUCAAGUUUUUCUCCAAACGUUCAAAAUUGAACAAAGAGUUAACACAGUAACGGCUAAUGCUGAAUGCCGAAUAAGUCUGUAUGCAUGUAAAAUGUUAAGGGUUUCAGUUGAUUGCACAACAUUUUUUGAAAGGCCUUGAACUCAAAAUUGGCUGUAGCAACUUCUUUUAUGUUGCAUCACGUUUCAAAAUCAGGGGAACAUUUCAUUGCAAAUUGAGGAAAAGCAAACUUGUCAAAUCAAUUGUAACCCCAACCUGAAUCACUCUUUUAUGGUUUGUAAAUUCUAAGACGUUUUUGUUUCACAUAAGCAUAAUUGUACAAGUGCAUACAUGUCAUCAACAUGCAUGUAUACUAGGUAAAUUGGUAAAAUUUAACAUUUUUUGUGUAUAUUUU